Cynoglossus semilaevis (tongue sole) is the source of this 9263-nucleotide messenger RNA. It is a transcript of the gene wnt1, whose product is annotated as wingless-type MMTV integration site family, member 1. Gene Ontology annotation, biological process: canonical Wnt signaling pathway; cell fate commitment; neuron differentiation. Gene Ontology annotation, molecular function: frizzled binding; cytokine activity. The record is from RefSeq and is a predicted model, not a curated record. Gene Ontology annotation, cellular component: extracellular region. The coding region runs from base 2180 to 3292 and encodes 370 amino acids. Lineage: Eukaryota; Metazoa; Chordata; Actinopteri; Pleuronectiformes; Cynoglossidae. The transcript has 5 exons.
AAGGCAAAUGGUUAUUUUUAAUGUAGGAAUAAUUAAAAUAAUUUCUGUAUUUUAUUUAUCUGCAGAAUAAUGUCAGACCUGCUGAUCAAACAGAGUCAAGCCUCGAUCUUGAUGUUACACAAACAUAACAAAAGUUAGACUUCAUAUUUAUACAGAUGUUAUUAAAAUUCUAGUCUGUCUAUCAGCUGACAGGACCUGACAGUUCAGACACGUCGGUAAAAUUAUCUGACGUUCGUUUCUUCCAGCUGAAAGGAGCAGGUGAUAUUGUCUCAACCAAUCAGCUUAACGAUCACAGUCAGAGCUUCAGAAAUGAAAAGUGAGGGAUUUUGAUUCCUGACCGGAUCUUACUUCUUUUUCUUUCUUUUUUAAAGAGAGAAACCACUGCAGGACCCCGUUAGAAUGAACGUGGGUUAGUUUCAUAAAAUUAAGUUAAAACCCCCCUCGAACACGGUUCUUGGAUAGUGACACCAAUUCAUCUAAUCUCCUUCCAUUCCCUAAGCUGCAGCAAUGAAAAGUGCAUUAGCAUUCUGUCUUGGCGUGUAUAUCUAAGUGGCUUAAAAAGUGAUUUGAAGUUGAUUUGUAUAUAAAAGGCCCCUUUAUCCGGAUUGAGGCUCUAAUCUGCUCGGUGUCGCAUGACUGCUCCAGGAAACCCGUUUGAGCAGCUUCAUAUAAGGCCAGGAGUAUAAACGUAGGAUGGCUGUCAUUAAAGCCCCUUCUCUUUUUUUCUUUCUUUUUAUUUUUUAACAAAAGCCCACUUCCUUUUACUGUCAUCUGAGGGGAGAAGGAGGGAGAUUAUUCCACAAACAGCCGCUGCAGUGACUGACUAAUGUGGCACAUGCAAAUUAAGCGGAGAUAAAUGUCACAUCAUGAAACAUUUCAUCAGGGGAGAGAAACAACACGGAGGAGGUUUUGGGGACAUUUACUGUACAUUUGCUCCUAGUCAGGGGUUAGAUGGCGAUGCCGCAAAGUGGCUCAAGCUGUGAUUACACUGAGCAACAUGUGCGUCGAGGGAGGUCUGCAGGCCAGAUGUUUGGACUGGCUUUUAGUCCUGUACUCGUCCCCCUCUUUUUUUCUUCUUCCUGGUUCAUCAUUCAUCGAGGUUCAGAUUGGAGACCGUGUUUAAUUUCUUCUUGCGUUGUAAAGAAAAACAACAACACUGCCCUGCAGGCAGCGUGAGUUAUAGUCGCUUAUUUUAGCCUCUUUCUUCGUGCGUAAAAGUGGUUUUCAUGCGUUUGCGCGCGCCGUGGGCUGGUAAAAAAGUGCUGGUUACACUACUGUGUAUUUGGGCCUCACCCAGAGUUGUUAACAAACAUGUCAAAAAGGCACAUUUGAGUUCACGGCUGUCCGUUGCACAGAUCUAAUAGAUUUGUUGACUGUAAAAGGAGAGGAAAUGUACAGAAAUGUCAGUGCACAUUUUGGGAGCACGUCUUCAAAAAGGAGGAGGAGGAGAUGCGGUUAUAGGGAGUGGGCUAUUUCAACCAGCGGGUAAAACUGGGCAGAUUUAGAUGGCUCAUAUUCCUCUGUAACUGUACUGCACCGUGACACGAGCUGCAGCAGCCGGGAGCAAAGAGCCACAGCAUCUGUACCAAACCCAGCCGCACUGGUGCCUUACGCAGGACAGGACGUGGAGUCGGGCACAAGCAAAGGCCAAGUGAGGGGAAAAAAACUCUCAGCUGCACACAUUUAACGUGGAAACGAUUCUGUGACGACCGUGAGAUUCCACAUAAUAUGCGCAACACCGUGGAUUGCCCUUUUUUUUAUCCCCCUUUCUGCCCAGUUGUGUUUCCUUAUUCAUUGUGCGCCCUAUGAAGAGCAUUAACUAUCCCUCCCUCCAAUCCUAUUGAAAGGGCUCCGAAAAAAACAGAGGGAGAUGAGAGCAGCAAAUCCCUUUUUUAUUCCCCUCGUAGCGCUCAAUAAGAGAAGAAUGUGUUGCCUAUCAGUCACCGAGGGGAUCAAGUCUUCGGGACUGUCCCACGCGUUCAAUGCGCCGCGCAGAGCAUCACUGAGAGAGACAGAGUGAAGAAGACAGCAGCAGCAGCAGCAGCAGCAGCAGCAGCAUCCAGUCUGGACAUCAUUUAACAACCUGUCUCCAAUCAGGAGCCACUUCGGUCAAUUACAGCUGCCUGCUUCUCUCACCUUCCAAGAACUGCCUGGAUUGUGUCGCUUGUCCGAAGGCACCAUGAGGAGUCUGGCGCUGCUGUUAGGAGUGAAAGCCGCUUGUAUCCUGCUUGUGUCGUCGCUCUCCGGCACAGGGGCCGUCAACAACAGCGGCCGUUGGUGGGGUAUUGUCAAUGUGGCCUCCUCAUCCAACCUCCUGACCAAUUCCAAAAACGUGCAGUUGGUCCUGGACCCCAGCCUGGCCCUGCUGAGUCGACGCCAGCGCCGGCUGAUUCGCCAGAACCCUGGCAUUUUGCAUGCCAUAGCUGCUGGGCUGCACACUGCCAUAAAGGAGUGCAAGUGGCAGUUCCGCAACCGCCGCUGGAACUGCCCGACCACCCACAGUCCCGGAAUAUUUGGCAAAAUUGUCAAUCGUGGUUGCCGAGAGACUGCUUUUGUAUUUGCAAUUACCAGUGCAGGGGUCACCCAUGCUGUGGCACGUUCAUGUUCAGAAGGGGCCAUUGAGUCCUGCACUUGUGAUUACCGCCGUCGGGGCCCUGGGGGGCCAGACUGGCACUGGGGGGGCUGCAGUGACAACGUGGACUUUGGUCGGAUGUUUAGCCAGGAGUUUGUUGACUCCAGUGAGAGGGGCAGGGAUCUGCGCUACCUCAUUAACCUGCACAACAAUGAAGCCGGCAGAAUGACUGUGUCUUCAGAGAUGCGUCAGGAGUGUAAAUGCCACGGCAUGUCAGGAUCCUGCACUGUUCGCACCUGUUGGAUGCGACUGCCCAGCUUCCGCACAGUGGGAGAUUUCCUUAAGGACCGCUUUGAUGGAGCAUCCAGAGUAGUGUAUGCCAACAAAGGAAGCAACCGUGCGUCUCACAGAGCUGACCCGCGCCACCUGGAGCCAGAAAACCCGGCUCACAAGCCUCCGUCUGCCAUGGACCUGGUCUAUUAUGAGAAAUCACCAAACUUCUGCUCCUACAAUGGCAAAACUGGCACUUUGGGAACCUCCGGGAGAACAUGCAACAGCUCCUCUCCUGGCCUGGACGGAUGUGAGCUGCUGUGCUGUGGACGUGGGUAUAACACCCGGACAGAGACUGUGACUGAACGCUGCCACUGUACCUUCCACUGGUGCUGCCAUGUCAGCUGCUUGAACUGCACCAGUACACGAACGUUGCACCAGUGUCUAUGAUCACAGCUGGGAAAUAUUAGUUGUACUUUUCUAUAUAUUAAAAUUUCAAAGAUGGACAUUUGGUAAAGAUGUUAGGGAGAACCCCAAAAUAUUCCAGGUAAAUAAACUUAUACAGGGAAAUUUAAUACAGCCAAUCAAACAAAAGGAAGCACAAGUGCAUGACAUGAGGUAUAAAGGAUAUAUUUGUUUGUUUUUGCCCUUAUGAGAAUAAAUAUAGUAUUUUGUUUUUAACCUUUAUGUAGAUUCGAAAUGGAAGGAUUAAGACUGUGGAUUGAUAUAAAAAAGGCAGGAAAUUAAGUUCUAGUACAUGUACUUUUUACCCAGUGAUUAUAAAAAAGAGAAAUUAAUUUUCUACUCUACUAGUUCAUAGGACGGAAUUUGAAGAAAUUCCUACUAUGUCCAUUAAAUAUUUACAUUCUCUGUUUUGGCGACGGCAUGGUCCUGAUGCGACAUGAUAGAGAUCAGUGCAAGUACAAUAGAAAAUGACUGAACAAAUAUAAGUGACGCAAAUUCAUUUGAAUGUAUAAUCAAAGCACUGAAAGACUAGAUGCCAUUUGCCAAAUGAGAUGAGAAAAAACAUAUGUUCAACAUCAGGCUAGAGGCUGCAAAACGCAGCUUUGUUUCAUAAAAAAAAAAUAAAGUGAAGUAGCCUCUGCAGAAGAAAUCAUAUUGUAUACCAGCUAAGCGAACCAAAAUACUGUAAAUACUAAGAUAUAUGAUUAUAUUUAUGAUGAUGUCUCUUGUACGUUUGCUGUAUGAUUAAUGCACAUGUCAGUGGCUGGAGAACAUGGUAUCAUUAGGGUCAAGUCAGGAAGUAUUUGAUCUCAUGUCUUUUUCUAUUUUUGGUGUAACGUAGCGGACGCAAACCCCAAUCCCACUAGAAACACUACACUUUGAUUUCUCUGCUUGUUUUCUCUUAUGAACAAAACUUGCGUUUGGUCAUGCACUGAAUAUUUUACUUUUUUUAAUUUUUAUUUUGUACAUAUGAAAUAUUUAUUUCUGGGAAUUUUUUAUACUGUCAUAGAGAGAUGUAAGUGAAGACAAUUUUAGAUUUUAAUUAAAAAGAUUUAGGUUCCACUUUUGUAUUGUAUGAUAGGAUAAUAAAGUCUAUAUUUUCAAUUAAGCUGCCCUUCUGAAUGUGUCAAAAGAUGCCAUUAUGUCUGGUGCAGUUUGUGUUUGAGAUAGUUUUGACAACCAACAAAGUGAACAUAUAAGCCUAUCCCUGGGUGUCCUCCGCCUAAUCCUAUUACCACCACCAAAGCAGCUUCUUUCCACAGCUCACAAAACAUCCCUGUAUCUGUGCUCCCAACCACAGGGACGGCCCCGGCUUAUCCAGCCACAUACCUUAUGUUAUACAGGAUUUUACUGCAUUGAAUGCUUUGCUUCAUUUGUAUAAUGUCAAAGAGAGAAUUGAAAAAAAAAAAAAUCAUAAUGCGAAAAUGAAUGCUCCCCAAACCCCUGGCAACCUGACUAACCACAGGAGUUUGGAGAGCGCUGCACUUUCUUUAGAGCCUACCACAGCACAGAAGCAGCCGGGUCAUCCACACAGAACAAAGUGGAGACACUGUACGGCCACCAAUACACAGACGCACACACACACACACACACAUAAGGUCCUUAUACCAGACCAACACAGCUGUCGGGUCACACAGGGUAAGACAAAAUGGACCAAAGAGAGGGCUGAAAAUGAACUGUUCAAAUCUGUAACAUCUGUGUUGUUCUAACAGAGCGAAUACGUCGGAUCGUGAGACACUUGGUGUAAAAGUAGUGAAAGAGGUAAAGGUCAUUUAACCCUGAAAAGUGUUCAAUACAAUAAGAUGUGGUUUAGAGAAGACUCUGAUAACGUGAGGAAAUGAAAGAAAAUCACUGCCAAUUAUAAUGAACAGAAUACAGCAAGAAAUUGUCAUUAGGUCAAACAAACCAUAAAAUACCAACCGUCUCUACGAAGAGAAGAAAUACCAUGAAAAAAAAACAUUAUUUUUUAAAAAAAUUACAAAGCUUUUUCUCUACAUCUGUUCGUUUUGAGACAAAAAUAUUGGAUGGAGUGAGCUUAAAAGAUGUUGCCAAGCUUCAAUAAAAUUAAGAAAUGUUUAUUUAAGUUUGGUCCAAAUUUUGAUAAUUGCUCAAUUUUAAAAUGGUUACGACAACAAUUAAUGAUCAAAUAAAAAUAUAACAGUGAUCAAGGCUUGACAAAGGCAUAAAUGAAAGAAGUUGUCAAAGCUCUUGGAGUUGCCUGACAGAAAAAUGGAACAUGUUUUAUUGUAAAAUUGGUUAACUUUUGGAACGAUUUGUUUAAGACCCAUUAAACUUAGCCCAUAUAUAAAUUAUAUAUAUACAUAUACAUAUAUUUAUGUUCAUCUGACAAAAUUGCUUCCUUGUGCUGUGAGCUAAAGAAACAUGUGCUAAUGCUUUGGGGGAAAUUUGAGAACAAAUAGUAUCAACAGUUGCCCAUACAUACAACUGUUAGUUGCCCAUAUGUGCAACUAUAGUGUUAGCCUUUAGCCAACACUAAAAGCAGAAGGUAGUGUUCAUAUAACAUUUAACACUAAAAAAAGUCUGUAGAAGUCAUUAUAUAUGUUGCUUAUUACUAGCUGACUCAUGCUAAAGCUAAUGGCAAGCACAUCGCUAGAACAAGCAGGUCGAAGAAGGCCACAAGGAGGGUUCCAUUUAUAUAGGUCCAAAAGGAAGUUAAGCAAUGGUUGCACACUUAGCUGACUGUAGUAUAAGCAGAAGCCCCGUCGGGUGAGUUCCUGCCGCCUUAACUUGUUUAUAGAUUUACAAUGUCAUUACAAUCAGCUGCAACCCAAUGUUUUUAUUUAUGUUCAAUUAUCAAGUCAUAGGAAUGAAAGCUUUAAACUUUGUUUUAAAACGUAGACGUUUACAAAGCAGCAGGACUUUCAUCCUACAAAGUACGAUUAUUAUCACCUUUUAUAAUGGAGUCAGACAAACAUCUGUUAACCAGUCAUUUCCCCGCUAGUGCUUGAAAACGGAAAAACUGGCAGUAUCCAAGUCAAACAGCCCAGCUGUGUUGUAAGUGUAGCCUGACUUCACCAACAUACUGACGGUUGACAGCUAAUUGCAGAUGUGUGGAAAGUAACGUUGACGGAGAAAGUGAAGUCCAAUUUAAAAAAAGAGGAGCCACGGGUUCAAAAACCCAAGUGUGAGAGUAAGGUGGGAGAGUUGGUAUAGAGUGAGUGGAGGGGGUGCUGCCUGUGGGAGUGCUGAAGAGUCAGUGAUAAUUAGCUCAAUUAGUGACAAAGGCAGUGUAAUAAAUACCGACUUAGUGUCUGGGUCCCUGCUGGCCUCUCUCUGCGCGGACUGCGAUGUGGCCCUGGCCUGACGGACAAUUCAUUAAACUGACAAAAUACCCCACCGUCCAGGCGUGACGCAGCGAGUUAGCCCCCUACAGGCCCUGCUCAUUGUUCUAAUUGUCUGGGCUGGAGUCACUUUGUGGCCGCCUCCUCCUUUACCCACCCCGCCAUCACACUCUGCCUUCAGAAAGCCCAUGGAGUUAAUGCCCCUACCUUACUCUGUAAGUAGGUGAUCGGCAGGUUGGAAAAAAAAGGCAGUAAGAGUUCCUUAGGGUGGGGCAGCUGGUGGGGGAGGCAGUGGGAUUAGCGAAAGGAGGUUGCCUGGGAGUGCUGGGAGCAGCAUUGAUCGGAAUGUAGGAGAGAUGAGUCCAGAAGCUCGGAUGCGGGACAAAGCGAGAGUUAAUAAGGAAAGAUUGAAGGGGCUGGCGACAAUGGGCCGCCACCCGAGUCGAGAUGAAAUUGCUUCCGAGGAUUAUUGGGAGACGGUGUGAGCGUUGUAGGCUUUUUGUGUGAGUGUGUGUUUGGUUGGGCAUUUGUGUGUUUGUGCUUCAGUGUGUGUGCAGGGCAGGGGGAGAGCUGGAUUGAUGGUUGCCCCUCUGGUUGGGGAGCAGGGGACCAGGGGAGGCUAACCGGCUGUUCCCACAGUCUGUUCUGCUGCAGCCACCUUUGACACACGGGGCUGCCAGGCGGUGAGCAGGCAGCCACGGUAAGAAGGGCACAAACAAAAACAACUGCUCCGCUACAACAAAAAGUCAGUGUCUUCGGAGAAGCCAGUGGACACGCACAGGCUGGAGGUGAGGGUGUCAGGAGGGGAGGGUCGGGGGGAGGGAGGGGGUGUAAGUGGAAGAAUAAAAAAUGUACAGAGAUUGCAAAAACUUGUACAGUUGAGUCGCAUUUUUGGUAUGGAUCCUGUCAGCCUCUUCAUUGCCAAUAUCUCCACACAGUGACACAGUCUGACGACAAGCAGAUGCUGCUUACUCAUGAUCAGAAUGUCUGCUUCAUCACAUUGUUAGCGCAACUUUUUAUGCAGCAGCUCUUGCUUUAUGAGCUGAAAUGUCAAAAACAUUUAUGUCCCGGGGCUCAGUAACUGUCAUGUGGCCAACUUCCAUCCAUGUUCCCUUUUACCAGCAGAACAGAUUCAUUUGCUGUUUUCAGGACCUCUGACUUGAGGACCGACACAACAGCAGGAGAGUGUCAAAGUUAAUAGAACCAUUUUUCAAGGGUGUUCCUGAUUUAGGCUUCUGCAGGAAAACAGUUUUUUACUGUCCCACAUUGUUCCCCCAACAAUAAUGCAGCCAUGUGGUCAAUCACUGGAGAACAUGCAGAGAAGAUGAUAUGGCAUAAUGAAGGCACAGCAGCUUCACAUUAAAAUUCCUGCUAAAUUGUGGAAAAAAAUCUUUGCCCGUUGGGUGGAGUUGGCUUUAAUUUGAAGGGCGUACGAUAAAGAAUUCAGAAUUGGGUUUGGGUCACCGCACAGAAUGAUAGGCUGCUCAAAGUGGUUGUGAUGGACAAUGUAGCGUGGCUUGCAUCUGGCACACAAUGCUGAUUUGACUUCUGCGCUGCCCCAACAUUUCAUUGUAAUCCUAGCAUUUGAUAAUGGUCCAAGUUCCAAUUAAUUAGGGCAUUGUUAUGACAGGAACACCCUAACACUGUUCACACAAUAGGAAGCAUUUGUUUCGGUGCCACUAAGUGACCACAGGACUAUUAUGUAAUAGGAUAUGCAUUUACGGCCUCAUCACAGGCACACAUUGCAUAAAUAAUUACAAUCAAUCUAAACUCACCUAAAGUUACAAAUAACAGCCAUGUGGAUUAGCGGUGGUCAGUCAGAUGGGUCAGAUUUACUCAACGCAGAUUUAUAGGAAACAAUGAAAAGAGCAUGAGUGUGUGUUUGUAAGUGCACACUCUCCAACUAGUGUGUGUGUGUGUGUGUGUGUGUGGGUGUGUGGAUGGCAGCUGGGAAGCAGACACGGUCCAGGAGAAUCAUCCCCUAGCAACUGACCUUUUCAGCAGAUGGCACCUCCAGAGUAACAGCCACCCAGCAUCACAAUGGCUGUGGCCUCCUAACAUCUCCAUCACUUCAUCAUCUACCGGCCUGACACAACCUGUCACACAGGAGCCAGGGAAGGUUGUAUUCAUCCCGGCACUUACUCACUCAAGUGCCCUCUGCGUUUUAUCCUCUCGCUACGAGUCCGAAACAUUCCUCACAUGCCAGAAAUAGACUGCAGUUGGCCGUUCCUGUCUUUCCAGGAUAUGAAGCAGUGCCGUCGAGGAGAUGAGAUGGAUUUAGUAGAGACACGGUGGAUACUCUCGGCCGUUUGCAAACCUCCAGACACUCUCUAACCACUAUUUUCCGUUGUUGGGUUUUCUGCACAUAGUGAGUCAGGGUGGGAAUGUGGACAGACCACUUGACCACGGUGAGCAAUCAGUAUGAUGUCUGUGGUCAGACUCGGUGCCCCUGUGGAGCGAGAUGGAGAGCGAGCCCUGCAGUUAUGAUGGGAGGGAUGUAACUCUGUAGAGUUUGUGCGUGCAUGCGUGUUUGUUUGGGACAUGACAGCACACUUCACAUAUGUAUAAAGAUAUUUGUAGCUGGUAUUCACUCACUCAGCCUGUCUCUCCUCUGCUCACACAUGCCGUCUCAUUGGUUCACUCUCAGAGUGAUG